Messenger RNA from Cryptomeria japonica (Japanese cedar), 3497 nucleotides. Its product is annotated as disease resistance protein RPV1. The transcript is spliced from 4 exons. Bases 246 to 3362 code for a protein of 1038 amino acids. Gene Ontology annotation, molecular function: protein binding; ADP binding. NCBI's taxonomy places the organism in Eukaryota, Viridiplantae, Streptophyta, Pinopsida, Cupressales, Cupressaceae. The record is from RefSeq and is a predicted model, not a curated record. Gene Ontology annotation, biological process: defense response; signal transduction.
AAGCAUUGAUUUGAGUUCACACAUAUAUGCAGAGAGCCCUUACACAUCCUUUCCUUCUGUAGCGCCUUUUGACUAAUAAGUGAGCAAGAGUUUGGUAAUUGUGGUGGUGGAUACUCUGAUCGUGGUAAUUUCACCGGAUUCCUUACGUAUGGUUUCUUGGACAAAGUGGGUCUGCCUACCUGUUUUCAUCCUGCCUUAUGCGGUGUUUUAUCCUUCUUUCUCUGUGAUCAGUUCAAUCUAAUUCGAUGGCAUCUAUGCCUACCAUUAGCACUCAACAGGAGAAUGAGCUUGAAAAUGCUUUUCAAGAACUCGCACCAUCUUCAAUGCCAAUAGAACAGCUGCCCUACGAUGUAUUUAUUAAUCAUUUUGGGUCCAAUGCCAGAUACACACUACUCACCACCACUCUGCAUAAUAUUCUCAGUGGCAAGGGAUUGAGGGUUUUUCUUGAUUCGGCAGAGUUUGAUUUGGGGGACCCUUUGCCUACAGAAAUUAAAGCAGCAAUGGGCAGAGCUUCGCUUCAUAUAGCUAUAUUUUUCCAGGGUUAUGCUGAAUCACCGUGGUGUUUACAAAAGCUUUCAUUCAUGCUCAAAUCUGGCACUCAAAUUGUUCCUGUUUUCUACCGUUUUGAGCCUUUUGAUGUCCCAUUUGCAAAGGAGGUCUAUGAUGAUGCAUUUUCCUCACACAGAAGCGAGCGGAGUUAUACCUCAGGAAAGCUUCAGGAGUGGAAGGAUGCGCUCAACAAUAUUUCCUCCAUCGUCGGUCACAUCGUUAACAACUAUCAUGAUGAGAGGAGGCUGAUCAAAUCUAUUGCUCAUAGAUCUCUGAGAGUAAUUAAAAAGGUACCAUUGGUUGUUGCCAAACAUCCAGUGGGUCUAGAUGAAGUUCUAGAAGAGUUAGAGACAGAACUUCGAUCUGCCGAUGACCAUCGGGCGCAAAUUGUGGGAAUCUGGGGUAGUGGUGGUUGCGGCAAAACCACUCUUGCAAAACAUUUUUAUAACAACAAAUACACAAUCAUGGAAAAGUCUAGUUUUCUAUUUGAUGUUAGAGAUGCUUCUGCAAGAGAUGCACUGCAUAACAUGCAGGAAAAACUCAUGGAGGACCUUGGGGUUCACGGUGUAUCACUCGACAGUAUAGAACAGGGGAAGAGAAUUCUUGCUAGUAAUUUAAGAUCUGUUCGUGUGCUCAUUGUUCUUGAUGAUGUGGACGAUGUGGAUCAAUUGGAUUCUUUAAUACCAGAGAAGAAUAAUCUUGGAUUAGGUAGUUUAAUUGUGGUCACUUCACGCCAACUUCAUGUCCUUGAAAGUUGGGGCAUCUCAUCCAUUUACAAAAUAAAAGCACUUGAUCGCUCUCAUGCGAAGCAGCUUUUUUGUUGGCAUGCAUUCUUACAACCUUCUCCACUGUCAAAUGAAUUGGAGUAUCUAGUUGAGAAAUUCUUAGUUGCUUGUGAUGGACUGCCCUUGUCACUGAUGGUCUUAGGGGCGCAAUUCUAUGACGAGUUUGAUUUGUAUUGUUGGAACAGUCAAUUUCAGAAGAGGGUUAAAAUAUUGCGCAGGGAUAUCAAAGGGAAGGACAAAGUAGGCCAUGAUGCGCAGCUACAUGAAGAAGUGAUUGAUUUGUAUUAUUGGAACAGACAUUUGCAAAGGAUGUUUAGAAUUUUGCGCAAUGAUGUAAGAGGGAAGCUCAGAGUAAGCUAUGAUGCGCUAAAUGAAGAAGAGAAAGAGAUGUUCUUGGAUACAGCGUGUUUCUUCAUUGGAGAAGACAAGAGUUUGGCCAUUGCAGUAUGGGAUGGAUCAGGGUGGAAUGGUCUGCAAGGUUUGGAAGUACUUGUGAAUAAGUGUCUUGUUGAUCUCAAUGAGAACAAUUGCAUUAUAAUGCACGAUUAUUUAAGGGAUUUGGGAAGAGAAAUUGCAAACAGACGAGCACCAUACCGUCUUGUAUUUCCAAAGCAGAUUAUCUUUACUAGACCACGCGAGAAAAUAAGAAUCCGAGGAAUGAUAAACGCAACUGGCAACUAUUGUUACUCCUUGAAAGGGAAGAUAAUUAUGAAAACAAGUGAAAGAAUUCGUAGACUCAGGCCUGGCUCGCUUAGAUUAAACCUUUUUGUUGGUAGCGGAGAUUUUCUAAAUCAAGAAGUUUGCAAACUUUCAAGAGACCUGAUUUGGCUUCGCUGGAAAGAUUACAAUCAUACAAAUCUUCCACCAUGGCUUUCGCUGCAAAAUUUAAGAGUCUUGGAGCUUAAUGGCGCUUUAAACUUACAAGAAUUGUGGACGGAUGAUGCAUGUGCUCCUCUGCAGUUGAGAGAACUGACUAUUACUGGUACCUGGAGUGCUAGUUUUGAAAGGUUUCCAAAAUCGAUAUCCAAUCUGAAACACUUGAAAAAAAUAGCAUUGUUAGGUUAUGUUGGUAAAGAGAUUGGCAUUAAAGGGCUGCCAGAAGAGUUUUGUGAUCUCCAAUCCCUUGAGCACCUGGAGCUGCGACAUUGCAUAUUGCUGUCAUCACUUCCCACCCGAUUUGGGGAUUUGAAAAAGCUGCGGCAUCUGGAUUUGUGUUCUUGCAAGGCGUUGAGGACGUUGCCAGUUUCUUUUCAGCAAUUGAGAAACCUCAAGUAUCUAGAUUUAUCUGGUUGCAAGAGGCUUUCAAUACAGAGAGACAUUAUAGAAAGCAUCUCACAGCUUGAGCAUGUGUACCUUUCAGGAUGCCUCAAAUUGCAGCAAUUACCUCAUCAAAUCACAGAUCAAGUAUGCUUGAGAGAGCUCCGAAUUCAAGAUACUAGUUUAGAGGAGUUACCAAGUAACAUUGGGCAACUGAGUAAAUUGGAAGUGCUGACAAUUGGGAGUCAGUUAUUGAAAAGAUUGCCAGAUUCUCUUGGAGAUCUGUCCGGCUUGAAGAGCCUUUCCAUUAUCAAUUGCUUCGCCUUGGAAUGUUUACCCGAGACUCUUGGGCAUCUGAAACUCUUAGAACAUUUGUGUAUAGAGGCCACGGGAGUGAGGUCUUUACCAAAAGGGUUUAGGCUACUAGCUAAUCUUCAGACAUUGAAGAUUUCUGAUUGCCCGCUCAGGGAACUAGAUUUUGGGUCAGCGUCUUCCUUUUCAUUGGGCAAGCUCACGGGGAUAAAUCUAAGCGAGACAUUUGUGACCAGCAUUUCAAUUUCUGAACACUGUUGUCCCAGACUUGAAAUACUCCUGCUUAGCAAAAAUGAGUUUUUAGAGGAGAUUGAAACCUUACCAGCAACGGUCAAGCACAUAGAAUGGCCGGAAUGUGAAAGGCUCAAGAAUUUGAAGGGUGUUCAUGCUCUGCAAAUCACCCAAAGGUCGGCAAUAUCAGAGCGUCCAGAGGAAUUAGAUAACCUCGCAGGUUUUUGAUUUAAUCUAACAAUAUCUGGUAAGGCUCAAUGGUUUCUUUUGGGCUACGUUUAUUUGUUUGUUGUAAUAGGAAAAACCUUGUCCUUUCUGUGUUAAAAAAGAGACAAUUAAACAUGCGUUCUGGUUUUGCUCUCA